This is a messenger RNA of Indicator indicator, 485 nucleotides long. RefSeq names its product cytochrome b-c1 complex subunit 10. Gene Ontology annotation, biological process: mitochondrial electron transport, ubiquinol to cytochrome c. The transcript has 3 exons. The coding region runs from base 44 to 214 and encodes 56 amino acids. The record is from RefSeq and is a predicted model, not a curated record. Gene Ontology annotation, cellular component: mitochondrial inner membrane. NCBI's taxonomy places the organism in Eukaryota, Metazoa, Chordata, Aves, Piciformes, Indicatoridae.
GCGGCGCGCAGCGGGGGUGACUUUGAGCGGCGCUGGCAGAGCGAUGCUGAAUAAGCUGCUGGGGCCGCGCUAUGUCCAGCUCCUCCAGAACUGGACUCCCACCCUCGUCACAUGGGGUGGGGUAGGUGUUACUGGUUUGAUAUGGUUCACAGACUGGAAGCUGAUCCUUCAGUAUGUUCCCUACGUCGGUGGCAAGUAUAAAACUGAAGAUUAAGCUUCCCUCUAAUGGAAUUGUAUUGCUGUAGAGAGUGGUUUGGAGCCCUCCAUCUGCUGAGACCCUGCUUUGAGGUGACCUUGAAAUGCCCACUCCAGAGUCUGGUUGUGGCUUCCCUCCUCCUCCCAUGGCCAGUUGUGAGCACUUGGUUGUGAACAAUCACUUCAUCAGUCAGCCUGCCUGCUACCCCUCCUCUGGUCACUUUCACAGCAGAUCUUCUCCUGAGGGGAGUAAUUUAUAAGCCUGAUGUGCAAAAUAAACCAAGUCAAUG